Messenger RNA from Babesia bovis T2Bo, 2218 nucleotides. RefSeq lists its product as uncharacterized. The transcript has 13 exons. The coding region runs from base 635 to 2182 and encodes 515 amino acids. The record is from RefSeq and is a predicted model, not a curated record. Lineage: Eukaryota; Apicomplexa; Aconoidasida; Piroplasmida; Babesiidae.
UGAUGUGUCUCAUCUAAUUACAGUUUUAUAAUUCACAUUGUUUUCGGGGAUUAAGCCAUAGAGCUUAAUUCCAGACGAAGGAAUUUUCAUGUCGUAUCAUAUAUUCUUCACUGCUAUGUACAUUCCUUUGUUCUCUUAUUAUGGAAGGGAGGAAAUUCCUUUUGUUGCACGUUCCAUCUUUUGUAGCCUUGUAACCACUGAUUAAAGCACACAAAAUGCCACGCAAUCUCUGUAGUAAUGUGUCUGCUGGCAAUAAAUGCCGCUCUUCAUUGAGCAAAAUAGACAAUUUGUUAGAAUCAGGUUUGUAAUUAUGACCACUUAUAGGUCCCCCUUUAUAAUGAUGCUAUGUAUUUCUAUUUAAAAUUCUACAGAAAGUUCCUUUAGGUUGUCCGAUGUGCUUCGUCUAUUUGAUGAGUAUCUAUUGUGUUCUGAUGUGUCAUCUUGUGAACUUUCGAUACCAAAGUUACAGUCGCUGAUAUCUCAAAUAGAGAGCUGUAGUGCUUCCUAUGAUCUGAGCACUGUUAGUACCUUUUUAGAUAAGGCACUAACGUUUUUGAACGAAGAUAGAACCCCUGUAACAUACCGUACGAAAGAAUGUUUCGAUUUUCUGCUAUAUCGCUGUAUAUUCAGGAGGAUGACAUUCUCUGUCAUUUUCAACACGUUAAAUUCCAUGUCGAGGGCAGACCGCCAGGCAUUAGAAAAGGAUUUCUUCGAUAAGCACGCACUGGCAAUGGAAGCUGUCAGUCAUCGUCUGUAUGAUAAUUUGGACUUUGAAGAGAAGGUAUCCUUGGUUGAGUUACUUUGGCGCGGUGUACGAAGGGCCGGUAACGCAAAGGCCACUAGGGCUAUGAGUACCAAGCCCAAGUUUCCAUUUCGUGGGAUAAAGUUGCUCAGCGCCAACUGCUUCGAGCAAGAGGCUAUAGCGUGGUUGGAGAAGACAGGUUGUCUAACUGAAUCACAUGGUUUUUAUAAGACAAAAGGUACUUUGGAACUUGUUUCUUCUUCGUCUAAGUCACUCUUUUAUGAUUUUGUGGAGAUUAUAAUGUCACCUGCUAUGUUGAGGGCGCAUUUGAUGACGAACGGCACUUGUCUGAAGGUUGAGGUUCCCUACGCCAGCAUGGCUAAAAUAUCAAUAGAGAGCAGCUCUAUCAAUCUUCGUUUCAAUUUGUUUAGGCUGGGUUAUAAUAUCAUUGGUUUAUGGAGUCCACCUUUACAGCGCUCUCUUUGUCAUUUAUUUAACCUUGAUGAUGUAUUUGAUAUGAAAUUGGAAUUCACUGACGGGAUACCUUUAGGGCUGGUUGACAGCAUUAAUGGGCUUGGCAAACUUGUCAACACAUCAAUCACUGAAGAGCCUCCUUUUGCUGAAAAGUCUUUAUCUAGUCUUGACUCUGCAUCUAUCAAUGACGCAAAUGCUUUUGGUGAUGAGGAAGCGAUGAAUCAUGAGGUGAUAUCGAUGUUACCAGGUUCCUUGAUUCACGCUACCUCAAUUAGAAAAAAAGCUGAGUCUCGUUUAGAGUAUGACUCUCCAUCGGACGAUUACAAAUUAAUUGACAAAUUGUCAAAUGAUGUUGAAUUUCCAUCAUCACCGUCUAGUGUUGGAUACAACCAGGCAUCUUUAUCGCUUUCAAGUGACAUUUCCAAUAGUGUCUCAUCAUCCGAAAAAUCAUACAACGAGUCUAUAUUGGAACCUUCACAUAGGUCCCUACAGUUACAGAGUUCUGUAGAGCCUUUAAUGACAUCUCUUGGUCACUACAGGGAGACUAAGGCAAAGGAGCUGUCAUCAAUAUUUAAACGUAUAUUUCGUGAGGAAUGUGAUCAGGCUAGGGCCGAAAUUUCUAAAUGUUGUUUGUCACACGAAUCUCAAAGGCGGCAGUUACAGGAGACCUAUAAGAAGCAGGUUGAAACAUUGGUCAAAGAGAUUGAGAGUAACCAUAAUGAAUUAAAUUCGCAGUUGAAAAGCAUCCUUGCUGAGUUUGAUCGACUAAGGAAUACCACUGUUGGUACUGACAUUCGAAAGAUUGAGAAGUUACGUACUCAAGACAAUUCCAUGAUAUCUAACUGCACGGGUUUGGUAGAGUUCACUGAAUCGGCUAUCAAAGAGAUCGACGAGGUGAUCGAGCAGAUAAAGGCACACUAUGUGAAGAAGAAAAUAGACUGUUCAAAGGCUUUGAAAAGCCUAUGACAUAAAAGGCUGCCUUUUCGGAACGUACCUGUAUGA